Messenger RNA from Heterobasidion irregulare TC 32-1, 336 nucleotides. RefSeq lists its product as uncharacterized. The coding region runs from base 1 to 336 and encodes 111 amino acids. NCBI's taxonomy places the organism in Eukaryota, Fungi, Basidiomycota, Agaricomycetes, Russulales, Bondarzewiaceae. The transcript has a single exon. The record is from RefSeq and is a predicted model, not a curated record.
AUGAUAUAUGGCGGUGGGCGCAGGCGAGAGCAGAGCAGCGGGUGGCGCGAGUCGGUCACGGUGGCGCGAUCGCGAUUCGCGGUGCGAUCCGGUGCACGUGCUCGUUGGGCGCUCGCGGCACUCCGACGACCCUUAGCUCAAGGGUUUAGCCCGGCGCUCGACGUCGCCUGCAUCGCGUCCCGGUCGGCCUUUAUGAACUCAUCUGGGCUGUGCGAUCGCGAUCGUGGCACGUCCAUGUGCACCGCAGGGGCUCGCUUCGCGCUCAUCGGGCGCGUAUAUUUCUACGAUCGUCGCUCGCUAAGCAGCUGGCACCCGGUCGACAAAGUCGGGCUCUAA